Molecule: messenger RNA, 1940 nt
Organism: Cryptomeria japonica (Japanese cedar)
Lineage: Eukaryota; Viridiplantae; Streptophyta; Pinopsida; Cupressales; Cupressaceae
Product: phenylalanine--tRNA ligase, chloroplastic/mitochondrial
Exons: 10
Coding region: 80-1471 (463 amino acids)
Biological process (GO): phenylalanyl-tRNA aminoacylation
Cellular component (GO): cytoplasm; mitochondrion
Molecular function (GO): tRNA binding; phenylalanine-tRNA ligase activity; ATP binding
Source: RefSeq, a predicted model, not a curated record
UAGUGUAGUGAAGUGAGGGACUUUCCAUCUCUACAUAUAUGAUGGACCAUACAUCAUAAACCCUGGCGCACGAAUAGAUAUGGCAAGCGUGGGCAGGCAGGCUCCUUCCAUUAUUCACCUCACGCAAUGCAAAUCCAGAGCCGGGUUUCUCUUCGCUCCAUCCAUAUCCUCAGUGCACUUAGCUUUCCAUUCACGAAAGCCUCCCAAACUCUCACUCUCCGCUUCAUCAACAGCAAUCCACACAAGAAGCAUUUUGGGAAGCUUUGGGUUUUACAGACGUUUUUCUGCCAUACCUAUUCUUUCCAAAAAGUCUUACAAAAGGAACACAGCAAUCUUAUCAGCUUUAGUGGAAGUAGGUGGUGUCAAAAUCACUAAGGACGAUGUGGUAAGGGAGAAUGAUCCUACAAAUAAUGUGCCGGAUUCAAUAUUUGCAAAAAUUGGGCUGCAGCUUCACAGAAGGGACAAUCACCCACUUGGAAUACUGAAGAACGAGAUCUACAAUUUCUUUGAUAACAAUUUCACAGAGUCCUUCAAUAAGUUUGAUAACCUCUGCCCAAUUGUAUCGGUGAAAGCGAAUUUUGAUGAUGUACUGGUGCCACCUGACCAUGUGAGCAGAAGUUAUAAUGAUACGUAUUAUAUAAAUACUGAAACAGUUCUGCGAUGUCAUACAAGUGCUCACCAAGCAGAGUUGUUGCGUGAAGGGUACUCUCAUUUUCUUGUAACUGGAGAUGUUUAUCGCAGAGAUUCUAUUGAUGCUACUCAUUACCCAGUCUUCCACCAGAUGGAAGGAUUUCGUGUGUUUUCCCCAGCUGAGUGGGAAGAAUCUGGUGUAGAUGGCACUUCUUAUGCAGCAAUGGAUCUAAAGAAGAAUCUUGAAGCUUUAGCACGCCAUUUGUUUGGUGAUGUUGAAAUGCGGUGGGUGGAUACAUACUUUCCAUUUACCAAUCCAUCCUUUGAGCUUGAAAUUUAUUUUCAGGAGAAGUGGAUGGAGGUGUUGGGUUGUGGAGUGACUGAGCAAGCAAUACUAAAUGCCAAUGGCAGGCCAGGAACCACUGCAUGGGCUUUUGGACUUGGGCUUGAAAGACUUGCAAUGGUUCUAUUUGAUAUUCCAGAUAUUCGCCUUUUUUGGUCCAGUGAUCACCGCUUUACUUCUCAAUUUUCAAAGGGACAGCUUGGUGUAAAAUUUAAGCCUUUUUCAAAGUUCCCCCCAUGUUACAAGGAUAUAAGCUUUUGGAUCAACGAACCAUUUACUGAAAACAAUCUCUGUGAAGUUGUGCGUGGUGUUGCUGGUGAUCUUGCAGAGGAGGUAUCUUUGAUUGAUGAAUUUACAAAUAAAAAGGGAAUGACUAGCCACUGCUACAGAAUUACAUUUCGUUCCAUGGAGCGUUCUCUUACUGAUGAAGAAGUCAACCGAUUACAGGAUCGUGUUAGAGAUGAGGUGCAAUCUAAGUUGAGUGUGACCCUCAGAUAGCAAAAACAAUAAAAAAAGUCUAUUAUCAUAUGUAUGCAGUAUAAUGUAGUUAUGAAUAUUUUUUUAAUAGCAUAUGAAAAUGAUUCGAAUGUGGGGAAUUUUUCCCUUGAGCUAGGGACAUGCAAAGAGGAGACUAAACAAUCCAGUAGAUGCUCUAGACAUUCGACUUAGGGAGUUUGAAGAAGAGAUAAUUCUCCAUUCAUGACCAUGCUCUUUUGGCUAGGCUAUAGGGUUGCAAACAUUAAAAAUGCAUGAAUUGUGUCAAGUGAAAGUGGCUGAAUGCAGGUUUUUGAUUUAGCAAAUGUUUCUCUUAAUACUGUCACUUCUAAAUAUAAACGGUUUAAUUGAUUGAACGAGAUUGCUAUGAGGUGAAAACAAUGAUACAUCUGCUCGAAGGUAUUGUUUGUAUGUCUCAAAUGCUAGGUUAUAAGAUUGUCUCCCCAUAAAGCAAUUAUGCUUUUUUUGUCUA